Messenger RNA from Gracilinanus agilis (Agile Gracile Mouse Opossum), 1161 nucleotides. RefSeq names its product Kruppel like factor 12 (gene KLF12). Gene Ontology annotation, biological process: regulation of transcription by RNA polymerase II. The transcript is spliced from 6 exons. NCBI's taxonomy places the organism in Eukaryota, Metazoa, Chordata, Mammalia, Didelphimorphia, Didelphidae. The record is from RefSeq and is a predicted model, not a curated record. Gene Ontology annotation, molecular function: DNA-binding transcription factor activity, RNA polymerase II-specific; RNA polymerase II cis-regulatory region sequence-specific DNA binding. The coding region runs from base 22 to 1161 and encodes 379 amino acids.
GUAGACAGCCACCAUUUCAAGAUGAUAAAUGACAUUCAGGAUUUGAAAAUCAGCACCUUUGAGAACAGAAUGUUAAUGCUUGAUGGGAUGCCGGCAGUCAGAGUCAAAACAGAGCUGUUGGAAUCUGAACAAGGGUCUCCAAACGUCCACAACUACCCGGAUAUGGAAGCCGUUCCCCUUUUGUUAAAUAACAUGAAAACGGAGCCCCCGGAGGACUCAUUAUCCACAGAUCACUUCCAAACACAAACUGAGCCAGUGGACUUGUCAAUAAACAAAGCCAGGACGUCCCCUACAGCAGUUUCAUCCUCCCCAGUUUCCAUGACAGCCUCUGCCUCCUCUCCUUCCUCUACUUCAACUUCUUCAUCAUCGUCCUCUAGUCGUCCAGCCUCAUCCCCAACCGUUAUCACGUCAGUAUCUUCAGCAUCAUCUGCGCCAACAGUAUUAACUCCAGGGCCUCUUGUGGCCUCUGCAUCAGGUGUGGGUGGUCAGCAGUUUUUGCACAUUAUCCAUCCAGUACCACCUUCAAGCCCCAUGAAUUUACAGUCUAACAAACUGAGUCAUGUUCACCGCAUCCCAGUGGUGGUGCAGUCGGUGCCUGUUGUCUAUACAGCUGUGCGGUCACCUGGAAACAUGAAUAACACUAUAGUAGUGCCGUUGCUGGAGGAUGGGAGAAGCCAUGUCAAAGCACAAAUGGACCCCAGAGGCCUAUCUCCCAGACAAAUUAAAAGUGACAGUGAUGAUGAUGACCUGCCAAAUGUGACCUUAGAUAGCGUUAAUGAAACUGGAUCUACAGCCCUUUCCAUAGCCAGAGCAGUACAAGAUUCAAUUUCACCCUUCAGUAUUGAGAGCACAAGACGCCAGAGACGGUCUGAAUCUCCAGACUCCAGGAAACGGCGUAUCCAUAGAUGCGAUUUUGAGGGAUGCAACAAAGUGUAUACGAAGAGUUCUCACUUGAAGGCCCAUCGGAGGACGCACACAGGAGAAAAACCAUACAAAUGUACCUGGGAAGGCUGUACCUGGAAGUUUGCUCGUUCGGAUGAACUGACAAGGCAUUACCGCAAACACACGGGAGUGAAGCCAUUCAAAUGCGCAGACUGUGAUCGUAGUUUUUCCCGAUCAGAUCACUUGGCACUGCACCGUCGGAGGCACAUGCUAGUCUGA